Molecule: messenger RNA, 1350 nt
Organism: Cuscuta campestris
Lineage: Eukaryota; Viridiplantae; Streptophyta; Magnoliopsida; Solanales; Convolvulaceae
Source: the annotation of a GenBank genome assembly
CUAUAUAACCUUUCGUAGCCUACAAUCAUAAGUUUGAGCUUUUGGUUGAACUGGUUUCUUGACAUGGUAUGUCGAGUAAGAGGUCACAUGUUCGAACCUCACCGGCACCCAGUUUUUAAAAAACUAAGGUUUUCGUGCAAGCCUACAGGGUCGUGCUAGAGUAUAUAAAAACCUUUUUUGGUCAUGGAUUUUCUAGUUCAAUCUAACAUGUUAUUAAUCUGCAUUAUAAUCAUAUCUGUUUUGAAUGAUGAUGGUGAUGAUAGUGGCAACGGGGCAGCGUUUCUUCCCGAACUGCUCGAAAGUCUUGGACCGGUUGCUGGAGGACGAAGUGCUAGAGUGUUUGAUGCUAGAAAGCGGGACGGCGGAGGAGCAGAGGUUCAAGAAGGCCAGAUACAUUGAACUCAAGGAAGAAGUUCACAAUGCCUUUGUCAAAGACAAAGCUGAGCACAAAUGGUCACUGUCACAUCACACUUCUUCUUCCUUUUCAACUUCAUCCAAGUCCCAAAAGGUCAGAAAAAGACUUGGGCCACUUGUAAAGCACUAGACUAAUGAAAUUUACUUCCUCUGUCUCAGGAUAUUCGUCUAUAUUUUUGACAUUAUAUAUUGACAUUAUUUGUCACAUAAAACAAAUUAAAGAACAAAUUAAAGUCUUAUUUUCCUAUUGUAUAUAUAGGGCAUGUUUUAGCCCACAAUGAAUACAAUUUAGUUUGCACAAAUUUGUAGGAGAUGCCAUUUUUAAUGAACAAAUUGUGAGAGGGAGGAUACCAAAUCUUUAACCACAAAGGGAGCUGUAGUGUCCACAACCAUGGACACAACAUCAUCAUCCCCGACAUCAUAGUCCCAGCAGCCGCUGUACCUCUCCAUGAGACACUCUAUAUCUUGCCACGUGGACGGCUUGUGCCAGCUUGACCCAGCCCGAGCCUCGACCCGUCGGCGCCACUCGGCCUCGUCCUUCGGCCUGCACUCGACCACGGCCACCCGGGCGCCGAAACGGGUUUCGAGCCCGAGUAGGCGGUCGAGGCGGGCCCGGUUGGAGAGAGGGGAGUCGAGUAUGACACCGAGGCCCAGGUCGAGCUGGGCCUCGGCGGCGGUCCACAUGGCCUCGUAGGACAGCUCAUUCAAAAGGUCGGCGGCGGCGGCCGGGGUGGAGUUGUUGGGGGAGAAGCAACAAGUAGGAUGCACCACCUACAAGGAUCAACUUCAAGACAACCAACCAAACACUUAACCCAAUUCACCACUAUUGAUUAACCAAGCACAUAAAAUCAGCAACACAUCAAAUAAACCACAACCAAAUAUGAAGAACAAAGAUGCAAACGACACACGAUUUUUAUACCUGGAAAACCCCUUCGA